Messenger RNA from Dromiciops gliroides (monito del monte), 3084 nucleotides. Its product is annotated as zinc finger protein OZF-like. Gene Ontology annotation, biological process: regulation of transcription by RNA polymerase II. NCBI's taxonomy places the organism in Eukaryota, Metazoa, Chordata, Mammalia, Microbiotheria, Microbiotheriidae. The record is from RefSeq and is a predicted model, not a curated record. The transcript has 6 exons. Gene Ontology annotation, molecular function: RNA polymerase II cis-regulatory region sequence-specific DNA binding; DNA-binding transcription factor activity. Bases 297 to 2084 code for a protein of 595 amino acids.
CCUGGUACCUCCGCAUCCGGCUCGGCAGGUGCCUGCGGGCGAAGCUUAGGGCAGGUAGAGAUUUCUGUGGGAGAGAGUCCAGGUCCUUUGUUUUACAGAUGAGGAAGCCGAGGCCCCCGGCGGUUAAGCGACUCGCCCUAGGUCACAGAGGCGGUGAUCGUAGUAGCCUCUCAGGAGCUUUUUGCUUGCUGCUGGGGCUGGAGCCUCCCCCGUGGUGACCAGUGCGCGAGGAGGGAGGACAAAGCCUGAGCAUCGUUCCCGCCCCGCCCUCGGAAGACACUGCAGAUUGGAGGGGGAUGGCCCCGGCGUUCUUGCCGGCCCAGCCCGGGCAGGAAUCUGUGACAUUCACUGAUGUGGCUGUGAAUUUCACCUUGGAGGAGUGGACACACUUGGACCACUUUCAGAAAGAGCUGUACAAGGAUGUAAUGUUGGAGAACUAUAGAAACCUGCUAUGCCUGGGACUUGCAGUUUCCAAACCAGAUGUGAUCUCCCAGUUGGAACAAGGGGAUGCACCAUGGAUGUCAGAGGGAGAAGUCCCAAGAAACAUCUGUCCAGAUUGGGAGACUAAACCUGAAACCAAGGAAUCAGCUGUAAAACUGGUUAUUUCCACAGAAAAAGCAUUCCAUGGAAGACUUAGAAGGGAUGAUCCAAGUGUUUCCAAAUUGGGAGAAGUCUUGGAAUGCAAUGCCAUGUUAGAGAGACAACAGAACAAUGAAGAGAAACAUUCUAGGAAAUAUAUUGGAGAGAAACCUAAUGAAUGUGAGAGAGCCGUCAGUCACAGUUCACCCAUCAUUUCCCAUCCUACAAUUCAUACUGCAGAGAAACCCUGUAAUUAUAAUGAAUACAGAGAAAUCUUAGGUCAAAAUACACAACCCACUUGCCAUCGAAGGAUUUCUACUGGAAGGAAACCCCAUAAAUGUAAUGACUGUGGCAAAACCUUCUCUCUGAGUACACAGUUAACUAGACAUCAGAUAAGUCAUAAUGGAGCAAAACCUUAUAAAUGUACUGAAUGUGGAAGGGCCUUCCGCCAGAGCACACAACUUACUCAACACCAGACAAUCCAUACUGGAGAGAAACCGUAUGAAUGUAUCAAAUGUGGUAAGGCCUUCCGUCGGAGUGCACACCUUGCUGAACAUCAGACAAUUCAUACUGGAGAGAAACCCCAUGAAUGUAAUGAAUGUGGGAAAGUCUUCAGUCAUAGAUCAUCCCUUACUUACCAUCACAGAAUUCAUACUGGAGAAAAGCCUUAUGAAUGUAAUCAAUGUGGGAAGGCCUUCCGUCAGAGAACACAACUUACUCGACAUCAGACAAUUCAUACUGGAGAGAAACCUUAUGAAUGUAAUGAAUGUGGGAAAUGCUUCCGCUUAAGCACACAACUCAGUAGACAUCAGGCAAUCCAUAUGGGAGAGAAACCUUUUGAAUGCAAUGAAUGUGGGAAGGCUUUUCAUCAGAGCACACAGCUUAGUCGGCAUCAGAUAAUUCAUACUGGAGAGAAACCUUAUGAAUGUAGUGAAUGCGGAAAGGCCUUCCGCCGGAUCACACACCUUACUGAACAUCAAAUAAUUCAUACUGGAGAGAAACCCUAUGAAUGUAAUGAAUGUGGCAAGGCCUUCCGCUGGAACACGCAGCGUACUCGACAUCAGACGAUUCAUAAUGGAGAAAAACCUUAUGAAUGUAACAAGUGUGGGAAGGCCUUUCGUCAAAGAACACAGCUUACUCGCCAUCAGACAAUUCAUACAGGAGAAAAGCCUUACGAAUGUAAUGAAUGUGGUAAAUCCUUCCGCCUAAGCACACAGCUUACUCAACAUCAUAUAAGUCAUACUGGAGAAAAGCCUUAUGAAUGUAAUGAAUGUGGGAAGGCCUUCCGGUGGAGUACUCAACGCACUCGGCAUCAGACAAUGCAUAAUGGACAGAAGCCUUAUGGAUGUGGAAAAGGCUUCUGUGAGAAAACACACCUUACUCAACAUCAAACAAUUCACAUUGCAGAGACAUCUAAGCAUAAUGAAUGUGAACAAGCUUUUUUCCAGAGAGCACAGCUUACUCAACAUCAGACAGUUCUUAAUAAAGAAAUCACAUUUAGGUAAUAUAUGGGGGUUGGUUUUCCAUCAGAGAAUAUAGCUUACUCUGCAUCAAGUGGUUCAUCCUGGAAAGAAACUUCUGUGACUAUGAUAAAUGUGGGAAAAUGCACUUUUACUUAAAAAUCAGAGAAUACAUACUAAUGACAAACUCCAUGAACAUAAGAUGGGAAGGCAGACUGAUGCUGUACAUAACAUUGCUGAAUAUCAGAAUUUAUAUUGGAGUGAACAUAAAUUAAUGAAUCAGAGAGAACUUCACAGUUCAUCUUUCCCGAUAUAGAAUUCAUACUGGAAUGAGAGCACAUAAAUGUAAUGAAUUUAGGAAGAUGUUUAAAUGGAACAUAUUCAUUAAGCAUUAGAUAGUUUAUAUUGGAGAGAAGCCUUAAGGUAAAUCCUUAUGAAUAUAAUUAAUUUAAGGAUUUCAAACUGAGCACUUACCUUACUUAAAAUUGGAAAGUUUAUACUAAAGAAAAGCUCUAAAGUUAAAGUUAAGCCAAUCCCCAUAGUAUCUGUUCCAUCCAUCUUACUCUUUUAUACUCCCUGGCCACCUUCAGCUCCCAGCCUCCUGGUUUAUAGAAAGCAUAACAAUCUCACAGGAGUUUCUUUAGCUUCUUUCCUCAAAAACUCACAAAAUCAUUUCCCACUCUUUUCUCUUUCUUUCCAGAAGUGAUAUCUAAUUCCUUUUUCUGCACUUUCAGUCUUUCCUAUUUUGAGGCCUUACUUCAGCUGUUGUCCUCUUGUGCACCUUCAGUUUUUCCCUUUCUGCUGGUUCCUUCCCCACUAUAUACAAACAUCCAGUCUCCCUGGCAAAAAAACAAAAGCAAACCAAUAAAAACAAAACCUAUUGACACUACUUCAUUCUUAUACUAUGCCAUUUUUCUCUUUAUUAAAUUUAUCAGAAUUUAUAUAAAAGUGACUAGGUGGUGCCAUGAGUGGGUAGAACACUGGACCAUUAAUAAAGAAGACCUGAAUUCAAAUUCAACUAUAUGAUUCUAGGUGAGUCACUUAA